AUGUCGACCAAGGAAGAUUACGUUGCUAAGCGGACUGAAGUAGUCGAGAAGCAUGCCGAGAUCAUUGGAGAUCCCAAAUUGGGGGGCAUCUUGAUCGAACACAAGACAAGUCCCUGGAGUAGAGGUGCAAUCCAUCUUUACACAGUAUGUCUUCUGAUCUAUCUCUGCUCGACAAUGAAUGGUUAUGAUGGCUCACUCAUGGGUUCAAUCAACGCCCUUCCUAGCUACACGGCCUACUACGGUCUUCCAGCCGAAGGGAGCAGCGGUACUGGGCUCGUAUUCGGCAUCUUCCAGAUUGGCCAGAUGAUAGGCGCGCUCUUCACGUGGGCAGCAGAUUGGCAAGGCCGAAGAUGGCCUAUCUUUAUAGGUUGCUUCGGUACCUGUGUAGGCGCAGUUGUGACAGCAACUGCUCCUACACUGACAACUUUCAUUGGCGGACGUUUCCUCCUCUCCUUUUUUUCGACUCUGGCAGCAACCGCAGCUCCACUUUACCUCAUCGAAAUAGCGCCACCUCAAUACCGUGGGACUGUGGCUGGCAUGUACAACACCCUGUACUACCUCGGCUCUAUCAUCGCGACAUGCGUUGUAUAUGGCUCUGUGCAACAGCUCUCUGACAAGGGGACGCUUCAAUGGAGACUAUCUCUCUGGCUACAGAUGCUUUGCCCUGGACUAGUGUGUCUGGGUAUAUGGUUUUGCGCGGAGUCCCCACGCUGGUUGAUAGGAACCGAUCAGCAGGACAGAGCGCGGAAGGUUAUUGCUGAGCUACAUGCGAAUGGCGAUGAGACCCACCCCCUGGUGGAGCUGCAAAUGUCAGAAAUGAGUGAGGCACUACGUGCUGAAGGAAUCAUGACCUGGAGAACCUAUUUUGAUCUUCGAGUCCUUUUCAAAACCGCUGCCCGGCGGUAUCGAAUCCUGCUUAACAUUGCUUUUGGCUGGUUUGGUCAGUUCAGCGGCAACAAUGUCGCAUCCUACUAUCUCCCAUACCUGGUUGCCAAUGUUGGCGUCACGGAUACCAACACACAGCUGCUUCUAAAUAUAAUCUAUGCCAUCGCAGGCUGGAUCCCUGCGAUAAUUGGAGCUAGGUUACACGACGUGGUAGGCCGUCGUAAGCUUCUAUUGUCAACCACUGCUGGCAUGGCGGUGUGCCUGGCUGUUGCUGCAGGUACCGCUGCAGGGUAUGUCAAAACAGAGAGUAAAGCAACGUCGGUGGCAUCUAUUGCGUUCAUCUACUUAUUCGGCUCUGUAUUCGCAUUGGGGUUCACUUCCAUGCAACCCAUCUACCCUGGUGAGGUCCUAUCGAACGAUAUGAGAGCAAAGGGAAUGGGAGUUUUCCAACUGACGGCUGGAACGGCUGGCUUUGUCAACACAUAUGCCGCUCCUGUGGCCUUGCGAAACAUUGGAUUCUGGUUCUAUGUAUUUUUCGUACUUUGGGACGUUUUUGAGUUCAUCUUCAUCUACUUCUUCUUCGUGGAGACGAAGGGACGUACCUUGGAAGAGCUUGAUUAUAUCUUUGACGCCCCCAAUCCACGCAAAGCAAGUACAAAGCGUCAAGAGGUACUCGUUACGGAAUGA
Molecule: messenger RNA, 1572 nt
Organism: Pseudovirgaria hyperparasitica
Lineage: Eukaryota; Fungi; Ascomycota; Dothideomycetes; Acrospermales; Acrospermaceae
Product: general substrate transporter
Exons: 5
Coding region: 1-1572 (523 amino acids)
Biological process (GO): carbohydrate transport; transmembrane transport
Cellular component (GO): membrane
Molecular function (GO): carbohydrate:proton symporter activity
Source: RefSeq, a predicted model, not a curated record